AUGGCUCAGACUGUGGAGGACACUUCGGAGGUGAGCAGACAGCCACAAAAGUUCUUCAAAGUGGUUUCUACUUGCCAACACUCUUCAAGGAUGCCGGACAGUUUAUUUCUCAACUUUGAUGCUAAAGCAGUAGGAGAAAAAAGAUUGCUCCAGCUGAAUGAGUUGGCUGAAUUCCGGCUUGCUGCAUUUGAGAAUGCAAAAAUCUAUAAGGAAAGAGCCAAAAAGUGGCAUAACAGGAAGAUAUCUUCUAGUGUCUUUGAACUUAGCGAGAAAGUUUUACUCUUCAAUUCUAGACUCAAGCUCUUCCCUGGGAAGCUCAAGUCAUGUUGGACAGGACCUUUUGUGGUCACUACAGUGUCACCUUAUGGUCAUAUAGAACUUCAAAGUAGACAUUCCGAUGAAAGAUUCAUAGUUAAUGGCCAGAGAGUGAAACACUACUUGGGUGGUGAGGUUGAGCAAGAGAGAUCUACCCUACUGCUGACAUGA
Arachis duranensis is the source of this 486-nucleotide messenger RNA. RefSeq lists its product as uncharacterized. The transcript has 2 exons. Lineage: Eukaryota; Viridiplantae; Streptophyta; Magnoliopsida; Fabales; Fabaceae. The record is from RefSeq and is a predicted model, not a curated record. Bases 1 to 486 code for a protein of 161 amino acids.